AUCCCUGAAAUACAAAUUUAUAUCAGAUAAAUUAUGUCUUGGGUUCACUGCAAUCUCUGUUUUGUAUCUCCGGAGGAGGACCGUCGGGUCAGAUUGAACUUCUCAAGCUGUGGAAAAAUUGUGUGCAUGAAGUGUCUUCCUAAGCUCAAGAACCGUGAAUGUAAAGCCUGCAAGAACAAGUGCAGAAGCCUGGAGCUAAAUUCAAACACGCCAAAGGAAGUUACAGAGCUGUUCUCUGAUCCAAUGAAAAAUCUAAAGGUUAUUUUCAAGUCAAUGAGUUUCCAGGAAAAAAAUAAAUUAGGAUACAUGAACCGCCUGUCCAAUGAGUUAAAGAGAUAUAAAUCUGAACUGAAGAAACUGGAAGCCUUGAAUGAGAAGAAGACAGCUGAGUUGAGUGCUGCUCAAGAUAAAGAGAUAAAGCUGGAUAGAGCGGAGCUAGCUCUGAAGGAGCGUUUAAACUUAAUGACUAAAUCAGGGAGCAGUAAGGGUUCAGUUUGUGGGAGCUCUAAUGAUGAUGAUAAAUCUCGGUAUCAGAGAAUGGAUAUUCGUCCUCCAUCAGAAUCUGGAUUCUCAAACAUUCUUAACUGUUCAACAGGGAGUAAUGGAAGCAAACCUUCUCAUGUUAGACAACUGUUUAAUCCUUCUAGUCCUUCGAAUACAAACGGGGCAAGCAGGUUUCUUGUUUUAAAGACUCCCCAUGGCUGGCACAAUAACAAGAUAGGACGGUAUGAACCUGACCAAGAUGGAGACGAUACAAUCAAUAGUUUCAUGCAGUCCUUGACACAACCUGGAGAUAUUACAAAGAACUAACCUAUGCUAACCUUUGUAUAAACACUAAACAGUGACAACACGGACUGAGUUCUAAUAAACUACUGUGGAGUAUUGGAAAGAGGAGAAUAGUAAGAAAGAAAGUUAUUAAUGUUGAUCGAUGAUAUUAAUCUUUUUAAUACAAAAUUCUGCAGUUUCAUUUUUCCUAUUUUUAUAAAAUGAAUUAAGAAUUAUCCUUAAUGUGUUUCAUAUAAUAUUGUUUAUCAGUUUCAUUUUAUUUUAUUUUUAAUAGUUUUAGAUAAAUUGUUUUGAACAGAUUUUUAAAUUAUGUAGAUAUUGCUUCUUAGUAUGCUAUGUUUUGAAAGUAAUAUUGCUAUGUAAUCAAAUAAUAAUGUCUCGUAUUAUGUUGUUCGACUGGUAGAAAUAUCAAUAAAUAAUUUAUAUUAAG
Eurytemora carolleeae is the source of this 1216-nucleotide messenger RNA. It is a transcript of the gene narya, whose product is annotated as RING finger protein 212B. Gene Ontology annotation, biological process: protein sumoylation; homologous chromosome pairing at meiosis; reciprocal meiotic recombination. The record is from RefSeq and is a predicted model, not a curated record. The transcript has 7 exons. Gene Ontology annotation, cellular component: synaptonemal complex. Bases 34 to 810 code for a protein of 258 amino acids. Lineage: Eukaryota; Metazoa; Arthropoda; Copepoda; Calanoida; Temoridae. Gene Ontology annotation, molecular function: SUMO transferase activity.